Trichoderma harzianum CBS 226.95 is the source of this 2898-nucleotide messenger RNA. RefSeq lists its product as hypothetical. Gene Ontology annotation, molecular function: microtubule binding. Lineage: Eukaryota; Fungi; Ascomycota; Sordariomycetes; Hypocreales; Hypocreaceae. The transcript is spliced from 2 exons. The record is from RefSeq and is a predicted model, not a curated record. Bases 1 to 2898 code for a protein of 965 amino acids.
AUGGAGUCCGACGCAAAUACCAGAUAUCGUUCGCGAAUUAUUAGGGAAAUCAAGGCUAGCAGCGAUAACCCCUUCAACUCCCCUCCGUCAUCCACCGGCAGAGCCAGCCCCACGCUGUCAUCCGUCUUCUCAGAUCCCGAGGGCGAAUCCACACGCAGGCUGCAAGAGGACAUUGCCCGCGUUGCAGCCCCCAGAAAACUGCCCAUCAACUGGGAGGCUGCCCGCCGCAAGUGGCCCGAGUUCUAUUCCCAGCCCAAGACGCGGCCCAUCUUCGACGACCAGACAGACACAACGGCGCCCCUGGCAGACCCGCCCCUCAACAAGAAGGAAACAUUACCAAAGGCUGUUCCUCUUCCCGCGUACAUUGAUGAUACCACCGAGGACGCGUGGAACGGCUCCAAGAGAACACGCUCGGAGAUGCAACCGCGCGUCGACGAGGCCGACCUGUCACAAGUUAUUUCACGCCCACCGACCAAAGGCCUAUCUACUUAUGGCCUAAGCUACUCUGCUCCUCGCAACCCCAGUCCUCUAUCGAAAAUACACAACCAGUCCCCGCCUCCGCUUAGAGAUCAGGCAAAGGAACGACAGGUCACUAUCGAAGAAGCAUUGGAAACGCUUCGCAGGGCAUCAUCUAACCCCAGGGAACGUGAAGAGGACCGGCGAGUCCCAUCCCUCGACAGCAAUAUGUCAUCUGCAAAGUCCAGCUUGACAGCUGUACCUCCCUCACCGCCACACCCGUCCCUUAUGACGGACUCAGACCUCGCCCGUCGCGAUAACUUUCUUACUAGCACAUUCAGAUUCGGUGGAUCGAUUAUUAAAGAUGGUGCUCCGAUCAUUGUUAGACACGGCCGAGCACACGACCAGAACGUCAGGCCCUUUGGCGUGCCAUACGCAGAGGUCGACGGCAUUAAGGUUGCUGAAGACGAGGCUGCCAUCUUUGCAUCGGCGGAUAUGAUCCGUGCUGCUCAGGACCAGUAUGACAAGGUGUCAGACUACGCCAGAAGUCUCCAGCAAAAGGUUGAGAUGCUCGAAGCACAACUUGCAUCUCGCAAAGGAUCGGACGGAGCACUCAGCGGUUUCAAUGUUAAUACGAAUGCAAAUGCACAGACCUUGUCAGAGAAGAAGGCGCUCCAGGCGGAAGUGGCGUCUCUCCAGAAGCGAUUAGACCAAGCGACAAAUCAGAUUAGCACAUUUCACAUGGAGAAUGACACUCUGACCCAAGAACGUGAUCGUGGCAUUGGUCGUCUACAGAAAGCUUGUGAAAAUAUCAGCAAGCUGGCUCAGCAGCUUAAGGAGAAGGAGAAGGAGCUGGAAAAUACCCACAAGCAGCUGGGGUCAUCCGAACAGGUUCGACAGGAUAACGACACACUGCGUCGGGAUGUUGCGGCACUGAAACAAGACAACGCAUCACUGGGAGCGGAAAUCGAUGCCUUACGACGUGAACAACGGCAUCUCCGCCAAGAGGCCGAAUCUAGCAAUGGUCUCGCAGAGUACAGGACAUUACGAGCCAACAACAAGAGUCUGAUGGACGAGAAUGAGGAUCUUCGAGAGAGCUUGGAUGGUACCCAACACGAGCUUGACGCUGCUCGCGAGGAGAUUGAGGCACUGCAACGGGAAGUUCAAUCGUUAAAGAGAGAAAGGGCAACCCUUCGCGAAGACAAUGCUGGCCUCGUUCGACAUAAUGAGAAAUACUUUAGCGAGAACAAGAUUCUGCGCCGUGAGAACGCUGGCUUUGAGCAUAGCAUCCAUGAUCUGCAUGAUCGAAACCUCAAGCUGAAGGAAGAGAUUGAGGUGCUGAAACGGCAGUUGGACCGCUAUCGAGGCUCUAGCAACAGCAAAAGCGACUUUACGAGCCGCCAGGAUGGAGGAGAAACAGAGGAAAACAUGACGUCAGCUUUCUUUGUCCCUGAUAUAACCCUCAAGUCAAAUGACAACACCGAAACAAAAGACAUGCCUGCUGGGUCCAAGAGCAGCGUCAGAUCAUCGCCCUCCAAGAACGCCGGCACCGCCAAGGUUGCUUUUGCUCUUCCCGACAAGGCAGCAUCCAAGUCUACGGUGGCCAACCAGGGCAGCAAGCGUCGGAGCGCGAGCCGCCUAUCGGUUCCAGGAAUGGAUCCCUUUGGUGACGAAGACACUACUGGCUUGCUGUCGGUGGACAAUAUCUCUCAGGACCUCGCUAUUUCCCUCAACUUGAACGCGGAUCUUAAGGGCGGUACCAUGGGCAAGGAGAUGAAACAAUCGCGGAGCCAUGAUAUUGGGAAGCCAGCGCCGAAAAUCGUGCACAUUGAUUCAAAGUCGAAGAGAACGACGUCAGACUCGAUUGAUCGGGAUGGAUGCCCUGCGUUGUCGAAUAAUGCUCGACAAAUCCUUGACAGUCUUUCCCACCACAACUGCCAGGACUGCACCGUGUGCAGCCGCAUCACAUCUCACUCUGGUGUCAUCUCCUCUGUCGACCUGGCGGCGGGCAAGAAACGUGUAUCAAUACCGCGGCCCAUUCCCGUCAGUGACCGUGUCUCGGGAGGUGACCACACGCUUCGACCAGCCAACUCCCCCGGUGAAGCCUUGGCUCUUGUUAUCAAAGGCCUGAAGGACGAGUCGCAGCAUAUUCAGCUGGAGCUGUCAAAGCUCCAAGCGCGGUACAAUAAGUCUGACAAGUCGAUGGACCGCCACAAGAGAGAAACUAUGGCCGGGGCGAUCCGAAAGCUGCUGGAUCGUGUCGAGGCGAAGAAUAAUCAGAUUUACAGUCUAUAUGAUGUUCUUGAAGGGCAGAAGGCUGCCGGCCAAGAAAUGACGCAGGAGCAGGUGGAAAUGACAGUCUUGAACAUUACGGGCAUGCAUGUUCGAGAGGUGACGAAUAUGAGUGACCAAAUGACGGACGGCAUGGGUAUCGUGGCCUAA